Molecule: messenger RNA, 1743 nt
Organism: Teleopsis dalmanni
Lineage: Eukaryota; Metazoa; Arthropoda; Insecta; Diptera; Diopsidae
Product: hydroxylysine kinase
Exons: 5
Coding region: 254-1519 (421 amino acids)
Molecular function (GO): amino acid kinase activity
Source: RefSeq, a predicted model, not a curated record
CAUUCAUUCAAAGAAUUUGUAAUGAAGUUCAACUCGAAAACUGCAUAGAAAUAAUUUCAUUUUUGAUGUGACUGUCAAGCAAUCAACUGUGAAGAGCAAGCAAGUCGUCACGCACGUCGAACACACCGACAUAGCCGACAUUGCCGACACAGCCGACAGAAGCAUAAAUUCAGUUAAUGUUUUACACAGCUCUGGAUGCGAAGCGAGAUAUAAAUUAAUGCACUAAGACGAGGAAUCUUGAAUUGAUGAAAAUAUGGAAAAGUGGAAUAAUGUGGAGUUAAAUGAUCUUUCCAAGAAAUCAUACACAUUAAAUCACGCCUAUGAUGGUAUACCGAAAACAACCAAGAACAACAACAUCGAUGCGAAUAAUACGAAUGGUAGCGAGAAUGGUUCAGAUGCCCCUCCAGUGAAUGCCAACGAGAGUGCAGUACUCAAACCGGGGUCGGAUAUUAAACCCAAAGUUGACGUAUCCAUUGUUGAGGGACUGGUACGGCGUUUAUAUGGCAUUACCACUAGUGAAAUAAAGGAAAUUAUUUCUUAUGACGAUAGGAACUACUACAUACAAGAAGAUCGCAAUAUUAAAAACCCGCUGAUAAUAUCACACUGGCCUCACGGUUAUGUGCUUAAAGUUCUAAAUGCAUUAGAUUCCAAAAAAACGGAUUUCGUUGAUGCACAAAAUCAAUUAAUGAUUUACCUAUCUAAACACGAUGUAGAGUGUCCAAAGCCAGUGUCAAACGUUAAUGGUAAAUACUUUUCAAUGGAACAUAUUAACGGCUCUGAUCACAUAGUGAGAUUAUUAGAGUUUUUACCAGGGAAAAUGUUUCAUCAAGUUGAAAUCACAAAUUAUCUGCUAUUUCAAAGUGGUGAAUAUAUAGCAAAAAUCGAUAGAGCUUUGAAGAAUUUCUCUCAUGACGCUUAUGAGACGCAUAAAACUGUAUGGAUGUUACAAUCUAUACCACAACUACGAGAAUUCCUUUACGCACUACAAGAUCACUCACGUAAAGCCAUGGUUGAAGAAAUUAUAGAAAGUUUCGAACGUGAAGUAUUAACAAAAUUGGACACUUUUGAAAAGCAAAUCAUACACGGCGAUUUUAAUGAACAGAACAUUGUCGUGAAUCAGUUACCAGGCCAAAGCGAUUAUAAAAUCACAGGCAUAAUUGAUUUUGGCGACACCAAUAAAUCACCGCUUAUAUUCGAAGUCGGUAUUGCUAUGACUUAUAUGAUGCUUCAGGCGAAGACACUCGAAAGUGGUGGCAUAUUUUUGGCUGGUUAUACAUCGAUACGCCCACUUAGCACGGAAGAGAAAUCAUAUCUGAAAUAUUGUGUAGCAGCUCGUUUGGCGCAAAGUCUGGUGAUGGGUGCAUAUACACAUACGCUGGAUCCCACCAACGAAUAUGUGCUCGUAACGCAGGAAGAGGGCUGGAAACUUAUUGAAGCAUUGUGGAGAAAUAAUCUUGACAACAUUGAUGAGAUGUGGCAAGUAACUGGCGAUAAAUAUCUGAUACAAAGUUUUAAGUGAAUCAAAUAUAAUUAAUUGUACAUAUGAAUCAUAAUAAUAUAUAGAAAAAAUUUGCUGUUUUUGUCAAUUAUACUUAUAAAUGUGUCAUGUCAAUUAAUAACAUUGCAAACUGUCAAUUAGUCGUUUUUUAUUACGUUUAUGUUUUUAAAGUAUUAUGUACUGUAUACCAGCAUUGCGUUUAAAUAAGAGAAAACUAUGUACUAUAUUAUAAAAUAAAUUUAUUA